Molecule: messenger RNA, 1924 nt
Organism: Astyanax mexicanus (Mexican tetra)
Lineage: Eukaryota; Metazoa; Chordata; Actinopteri; Characiformes; Acestrorhamphidae
Product: zinc finger protein 239-like
Exons: 2
Coding region: 329-1198 (289 amino acids)
Source: RefSeq, a predicted model, not a curated record
ACAGCUAAACCGAAUCUGGAGUUCCGGAAGUUGCCAGCUGGAGUGUUUUGUUGGUGUAUGGUCCCGCAUCUCUGGAGGAACAGGAUCAGCUGAAUUUAUUUGUUAAAUUAUUCUGCCACCUAAACAGAACAAAUGCUGUCUUGGUUCAAGAUUUCUGCUGCUCCUAGUGUCAACUUUCCUACCUGGCUAAAGUUUAUCUUUGCAAACAACCAAUCAGCAGAUUUCACAAAUAUCAGUGUUAAGCUUAGUUUAGGCACAAGGCGUCCAGAAGAAUUUCCAGUUUCUGCAGAAUCUGUUUGCUUACAGGCAAAUUAAGCCAAAUCAAGGCAUGGAGAAAACUUACCACUGUUCUGACUGUGGGAAAAGUUACACUAAAAAAAGUCAUCUGAAAAUACACCAGCGCAAUCACACUGGAGAGAAACCAUAUCAAUGUUCAGACUGUGGGACUACUUUUAAUCAACUGAGUCAUCUUAAAACACACCAGCGCAUUCACACUGGAGAGAAACCGUAUCACUGCUCAGACUGUGGGAAGAAUUUUAAUCAACUGAGUAUUUUCAAAAUACAUCAGCGACUUCAUACAGGGGAGAAACCUUAUUGCUGCUCAGAGUGUGGGAAGAAUUUUAAACAACAGACUCAUCUCAAAAUACACCAGCGCAUUCACACAGGAGAGAGACCGUAUCACUGCUCGGACUGUGAGAAGAGUUUUAAUCGUCUGGGUGAUCUGAAACAACACCAGCUCAUUCACACUGGAGAGAAACCGUAUUACUGCUCAGCUUGUGGAAAGAAUUUUAACGACCUGAGUAAUCUCAAAAAACAUCAGCUCAUUCACACAGGAGAGAAACCGUAUCUCUGCUCAGAGUGUGGAAAUAAUUUUACUAAACUAAGUAAUCUCAAACGACACCAGCUCAUUCACACAGGAGAGAAACCGCAUCACUGCUCAGAGUGUGGAAAGAAUUUUAAAGAACUGAGUACUCUCAAAAUCCACCAGCGCAUUCACACUGGAGAGAAACCGUAUCUCUGCUCAGACUGUGGGAAGAGUUUUAAUCAACCGAAUCAUCUUAAAACUCACCAGCGCAUUCACACUGAAGAGAAAUCCUAUCACUGCUCAGACUGUGAGAAUAGCUUCAGCCAUUUAUAUCCAUUAAAAAACACAGGUGCUGAGGUACAAUUGGACCAUUUGUGCAAAGCUGUCUGUUGAUAUUCAUUCAUUGCAGGGUGUCUAUGAAUUAGUAAUGUACAGUUUUCUUCCAGAAGUUUUUUUUAAUAUUGGCGUAACCUGUGUUCUCUUCUACAGUGAAUUUAAGAAUGACGAAUUCUCUAAUGAGGAUAAUGAUAGUUUAUUAUUAAAGCUUUUAGAACUAUUAUAAAAAGACUUUCAGAAUGCAUAUUAUAUAGAAAGUUUACAAAUGCAAUAUUCCCCAGUGAGUACUAGUGCUAGACUAUAGAUUCCUUUCACUUUAAGCAAAGUGUCAUGCUUUAUUCUCUCAAUAAUUGAUUGUUUUACAAAUAAACAUCUAAUGGUAAUACGAUCUUUAAUAAAUAACCCCUUUAGCUGUCUAAUGUUUAUCUCACACUUCAUGAUAAUCAGGCUGAUUUUGAGACCCUUUUGCUCUUUCUAACAAAAAAAGUCUCCUGAUUUUAUUUUCCCAAAUGAUCCUGUGGUGGGUGGAGUCUAUAGUCCAAUCUUUACUUUUCCAGUUUUCUCCUAGAAGCAGAACUGUCGCCCGAUCAAGAAACAUAAAUAUUAAACAUAUAUUAUACAGUAUUAUACGAGUUAUACAGAGUGUAUAUAGGGUAUAUGUUUGUAUUCACUUCUAUUCUCACAUUACAGUAUGUUUAAGACUUAUUCAAGUAAGAUGGAGUAGUGGGGGGUUUGAUAUCUUAACAACGAAUAAAAUAAAAAUAUCUGUGAAAAAUGUCUUUA